Molecule: messenger RNA, 2432 nt
Organism: Rubroshorea leprosula
Lineage: Eukaryota; Viridiplantae; Streptophyta; Magnoliopsida; Malvales; Dipterocarpaceae
Source: the annotation of a GenBank genome assembly
GGACCGAUAUUUCGGUUCGGAAAUCCCAUUCCUGCAGUAGUGUUCAUUUGAAAUUUUGUAGGUUCUAAUUUUGUACCCAGAACAAUAGCUUGUUUUCGGGCUCAAAAACCAAAUUCCAUGACUGAUGAAGAGUGGACUUUUGAGCACCAACAGAGUUGUGGCUAUAUAAGGCAGUGGGUAAAAGACAAUGUCUUGAAUCACAUUGCAAAUAAGACUCAUGCAGGAACUUUGUUGAAAAAGCUCAAGACACUUUAUGCCUCAAAGACUGGCAAUAACAAGUUGUUUCAACUGAAGCGGUUGAUCAAUUUGAAGUGCAAAGAAGGAAGUCCUAUCUCAAAUCAUGUUUCUUGGACCAUUGUUGCUCCUAAUGGUGUUAUGACCAUGGAAUAUGCUAAGACUGGUGUCUUGAAUGAAGAGCGAAGAAGCAAAAACAAGGGUCAAGGAGGUAGAGAUAAAAGUAGAAGCAAGUCAAGGCCAAAGUACAAAGAUCUUGAACGUCACCACUGUGGUAAAAAAGGACAUAUUAAGAAAUGUUGUUUUCAACUUAAAAGGGAAAUGAGGCAAGAGAAGAAGAAAGAUGGUGAUAAUGAGAACCGUGUUGCUGCUGCUAUUGAUGGUGAUCUUCUUUUUGCUGGUGAUGAAAAUGUCAUCAAUUUUGCAUCUCAUGAGACAAGAAAGCUGGAUGAUGAUGGUUAUUGUAGUUCUUUCAAUGAUGGGCAAUGGAAACUUACUAAGGGCUCCCUUGUUGUGGCUCAAGGCUCCAAGUCUUCCAACUUGUAUUUGACGCAAGGCUCUAUUUCUAGUGGCUUUGUUAAUGUAGUUGGAAAAGAUGAAUCAUUAGAGUUAUGGCACAAGAGGGUUAGUCAUAUGAGUGCGAAAGGGAUAGAUUGUUUGGUCAAGAAGGAUGUGCUUUCUGGAUUAAAGGAAUCAAAGUUGGAAAAAUGUGUUCAUUGCUUGGUGAGUUCACAUGGUGGUGCACUUUAUUUUGUCACCUUUAUUGAUGAUCAUUCUAGGAAGCUUUGGGUUUAUCCCUUGAAGACCAAAGAUCAGGUUCUUGAUGUAUUUAAGCAAUUUCAGGCCUUGGUUGAAAGACAAACAGGCAAGAAAUUGAAGUGUAUCUGUAUAGACAAUGGUGGUGAAUAUUCUGGACCAUUUGAUAACUAUUGCAUGGAGCAAGGUAUUAAACAUCAGAAAAGUCCUCCCAAGACUCCUCAGUUGAAUGGCUUAGUCGAGAGGAUGAAUAGAACUUUGAUGGAGAGAGUUAGAUGUUUGCUUGCUGAAGCUAAAUUGCCUAGAGCUUUUUGGGCAGAAGCUCUUAAUAUAGUGGCGCAUGUUAUCAAUUUGUCUCCCACCAUUGCUUUGGAUAAUGAUGUUCUUGAUAGAGUUUGGUAUGGCAAGGAUGUUUCUUAUGAUCACUUGCAGGUUUUUGGAGUUCAAGAUGCUCAUGUAGAUGCAAAUGAUCUUGAUGCUCCUUUCAAUGAAGCAGUGAAUGAUCAGCAGGAUGUUCCUAUAGAGGUCCCAGUAGAUCCACUUAGAAGACCUAGCAGGGAAAGGAGACCCUCAUCUCGUUAUCCUUCUACCAUGAAGGAUGAGAUGAAAUCUUUGCUUGAUAAUCAUACCUUUGAUUUGGUUAACUUGCCAAAAGACAGGAAAGCUUUGAAGAAUUGGUGGGUUUAUAGGGUGAAACAUGAAGAUGGCACCUUGGUUCCACGGUACAAAGCUAGACUUGUUGUUAAGGGCUUUAGUCAGAAAAAAGGUGUUGAUUUUAAUGAGAUUUUUUCUCCAGUUGUAAAAAUGUCUUCAAUCAGAGUUGUGUUGGGUUUAGUAGCAUGUCUUGAUUUGGAAGUUGAACAAAUGGAUGUGAAAAAUGCUUUUCUCCAUGGUGAUCUAGAUGAGGAAAUUUAUAUGGAGCAACGAGAAGAUUUCAAAGCCAAAGACAAAGAGGAUUUUGUGUGUAGAUUGAAAAAGAGAUUGUAUGGCCUAAAACAAGCUCCCAAGCAAUGGAUCAAGAAGUUGAAGCAAGAAUUGAACAAGUCUUUUGCUAUGAAAGACUUAGGACCAGUAAAACAGAUUCUUGGCAUGAUGAUCAAUUGCGAUAGGGUAUCUAGGAAGUUGUGGUUAUCACAAGAUAAGUACAUUGAAAGAGUACUUCAAAGGUUUCAAAUGGACAAGGCUAGGGUGGCCAAUACUCCUUUAGCUAUACACUUCAGAUUGAGCAAGGGUCAAUGUCUUUCCAAUGAUGAAGAGAAGGAUGAUAUGCAGAGAGUUCCUUAUGCAUCUACAGUGGGCAGCUUAAUGUAUGCAAUUGGGUAGCUUAAUGUAUGCAAUGGUUUGCACAAGACUAGAUAUUGCUCAUGCAGUGGGUCUAGUCAACCGUUUUCUUUCCAAUCUAGGGAGAGAACAUUAGGAUGCAAUGAAAAGGAUUAUGAGAU